UCUCGACAUCUGAAGACCUCCAUCUUAGACGUUCUGUUCAGCGUAAUCUUAAUUGGAGUAUCCAUUUUCCUCGUCUUUUAUCAAACGAGUUUAUGGCGUGUAAUCGAAGGGGUGUCGAUCUGCAGUGUGACCGAGAAGGUCAUAGUCUUUAGCACAAUAAUUCAAUUCGUGCUUUCAGCCUUCGUCUGUCUGUUGAAAAGACAUAGAAUAGUCGAAAUCGCGAACCAGCUGGCUGGCCUCAACGCUGUCAUCAAGCGUUCGUGUGGAUGUGUCUGGCGUCGGAUGUGCGUCACUCUCAUGUCGCAUCUCCUCAUAAGCGUCCUCAGCGUCGCCACAUGUUUUGUGUCAGACAUGUUUUCUCGCUUCCACAGCGCAAUUUCGGUGUCUCUCGUCACGUUCAACGUCCUCACCUUCGCCUGUUUUCUGACCGAAUUUCAAAUCGUUGGUUUCUUCAUGCUUUUAAAGCAACUUAUUUCUGAUCUGAACAGCUCCAUUCGUGGAAUUGGAGAAAUCAAAGGAAAUCAGGACGAGGAAUGUCCCUGUUUCAAGAAGUUGCCACUGAAUAGGACGGCGCCGAUAUUCGUAACCUCUUCAUACGAAAAGUUCCGGAGCAAAGCCGCGCCCGAAGAUUUUCCGGACAAGAAAGUGAUUUUGCUUCGAGACGUCCAGGAUUCGCUGUGUGCAGCCUCGGAGUUGCUGAACUCGGCUUAUUCGUUCUUGCUACUGUACACGUCGGCGAAAACCUUCAUCUGUCUUACCCACAGUCUUUACUUCAUCCUCCUCAGCGUCUUCAUGAGUGACUCCAGCUCCUGUGGUAAGGGAUGGCCGUAUUCGUACUACGUGUGGUUCAUUCACUACGCCCUGAAGCUCGUCUGGCUCGUGUUUUACAGCAGUUCGGCGAUCCAGCAGUCGAACCACACCGCAGUUCUGGUACACAAACUGAUCACCAAGACGAGAGACGCUGGACUCAGAGAAGAGCUUCGCGUCUUCUCGCUUCAGCUGUUACAUCGGAAAGUCAAGUUUACCGCCUGUGGAUUUUUCCCCCUAGAUUUCACACUUCUGUACUCGAUUGUUGGUGCUGUUACGACGUACCUGGUGAUAUUGAUACAAUUCCAAUUAUCGCUGGUUAAAUCUGACCACAGCAAGACAUCCAUAGUUCCACCACACUGGAUGGGGACUACUACGCCCACUGUAUUCGUGACGACAGUGCCGCCAUAGUUUCACGAUUUGAAAUUAUUUAUUUUCAACUGAAUUAGCACAGAGACGUGGACGGAUUGUAGUGAAAUUGUACUCUACCGUCUUAAUAGCCAAACUAACUCCGUGGCGCAGAGCAUUGCUUGCAUAGGUGAGUUACUUAAUCGGCCAAGACAUUUUAUGAUUCGAUGUAAUCUCAAAGUUCACUCUUAUCUUCACUAUAUCCUGAACAAACUGAGUUAUUCUCUUGUCACUCAAUCAUUUGCUGCAAAAUAAAUAUGUAUCUGUUA
Zootermopsis nevadensis is the source of this 1484-nucleotide messenger RNA. RefSeq names its product putative gustatory receptor 28b. Gene Ontology annotation, biological process: sensory perception of taste; male courtship behavior; chemosensory behavior. Lineage: Eukaryota; Metazoa; Arthropoda; Insecta; Blattodea; Termopsidae. Gene Ontology annotation, cellular component: neuronal cell body; axon; dendrite. The record is from RefSeq and is a predicted model, not a curated record.